GAAUAAACGCGAUCAUCAGGCGCGCUCAAUAAUUUAGGGAAUUUAGGAAACUAUUGAAAGAUAAAAUUUUCAAAUAAAAUGUAUUUUCCUCUUCUCUUUUUUAUUAGUAUUUUUUUUUUCAACAUUAACUUUUUCUUGUUUAUUAAUUUAAAUUAUUUUUAAGCAAUUUUAGUACAAAAGACAGAUAUAGUAAUUUUUCUAAACACCACAAUUAAUUUACAUCUUCGAUUGGCGCCAAGUACGAAAAUUUUUUAAUUAAACAAUCGCUAAAUAAUAAACAACUUUUUGCGAAAAACGUUACAAAGUGCAAUUUAUGUUUAAUGUGACAGCGAUGCAACGUAAACGGUUUCAAAGAUUCUCGUGAACAUUAUGGACCUGAUCUUCAAUGUUAUGAUUUUCGGUGUUAUGAAGAUAGGUUAGAAAAACAUUUGGGUGCUCUGUGAUUUUGAUUUCUGUACAAGAUUUUUGCAUUACCUUAUACGAAUCAUAAUGUUAAUGCCAACAAUUAGAAAGAGCAUGCCUUGCAAUGUGCGACGUAUCGCUGCGUGUAUCGCUUACAGAAAUAAAACGCGGACGAGGAUUACACGACAAUACAACGAGUUGAAUUUGCUAUCCACCUCGCUCCCGAAUGUUGCGGCCUGCAGAACUUACAGCAACGAGACGGAUUCCAAGCCAAGUGUCUCCCUGCCGAUGCUUGUAAACGACGCCGAAGUAUUCAAGCCGUCUCUCUUAAUUCCAUUUCGUCUCUUUUUCUUGUCCUUCAGGACUAUUCCGCAUAUAGAUAAAGAGUUUGAUAUAGCUCAAAUUCUCAAUGGAGCCAAAUAUGCAGUAACAGUGAUAUCCAAGGCUUUAGCGAUUAGAGACUAUGAUUCAUUGGAAGGUCUUGUAGCAGAAGAUGUGAUAGAAGUUUUAAGGACAAAGAUCGAGACUCUCAGCGAUGAGCAGAGACAAUUAAUUGCAGUGAUUGAAGAAGCUAUUGUAUUUCAAGUUCUAUGUGAUAUCGCUGCUACGACAACAGAUGAAGAGCAUUCCAUUGAAUUUAAAAUGAUUUGCCACUAUUUUCCCACAGAUAUGGUUGAGAGAAAGAUGCUGGAAAAUCUUACUUUCAAAGAUUUCUCUAAAUUAGAAAGCUUUUUAAUUUGUAAUUACACAUUUACCCGUAAAUAUGUAAAUAAUAUUGGUGGUUCAUGGAUUGCGACUUUUGUAAAUCAUUUCAGUGGUAUCAUGACGUAGACGUGUCAAUAUAUUUGCAAAAUAGUUCAAAAUAAAAUAAAAUUCAUAUUAA
Messenger RNA from Monomorium pharaonis (pharaoh ant), 1285 nucleotides. RefSeq lists its product as uncharacterized. Lineage: Eukaryota; Metazoa; Arthropoda; Insecta; Hymenoptera; Formicidae. The record is from RefSeq and is a predicted model, not a curated record. Gene Ontology annotation, biological process: inner mitochondrial membrane organization; protein insertion into mitochondrial inner membrane from matrix. Gene Ontology annotation, molecular function: ribosome binding. The transcript has 3 exons. Bases 490 to 1233 code for a protein of 247 amino acids. Gene Ontology annotation, cellular component: mitochondrial inner membrane.